Mus pahari (shrew mouse) is the source of this 2070-nucleotide messenger RNA. RefSeq names its product vomeronasal type-2 receptor 116-like. Lineage: Eukaryota; Metazoa; Chordata; Mammalia; Rodentia; Muridae. Gene Ontology annotation, molecular function: G protein-coupled receptor activity. The annotation marks the transcript as partial. Gene Ontology annotation, cellular component: membrane. Gene Ontology annotation, biological process: G protein-coupled receptor signaling pathway. The transcript is spliced from 8 exons. The record is from RefSeq and is a predicted model, not a curated record.
AUGUUCAUUUUGAUGGGAGUCUUCUUCUUCUUCAACAUUCCACUUCUCAUGACAAACUACAUUGAUCCCAUGUGCUUUUGGAGAAUAAACCUGAAUGAAAUCAAGGAUAAAGCUUUGCAACUUACUUGUUCCUUCAUCCUUGGAGCAGUUCAUAUGCCUAUGGAGAAAGAUUAUUUAAACCAGACUCUGAAUGUCCUAAAAACAACUAAAAACCACAAAUAUGCUUUGGNAUUGGCAUUUGCAAUGGAUGAAAUCAACAGGAAUCCUGAUCUCUUACCAAAUAUGUCUUUGAUUAUAAAAUAUAAUUUUGGCCACUGUGAUGGGAUAACUAUGACAACUACACCCUAUUCUUUUCACCAGAAGGAAUAUGUGCCUAUUCCUAAUUAUUUCUGUAAUGAAGAUACUAUGUGUUCGUUUCUGCUUACUGGACCCGAUUCGAGAAUAUCAUGGGAAUUGGGGCUAAUCAUGGAUACCUUCUUUUCUCCACGUUUCCUUCAUCUUACCUAUGGACCUUUCCAUUCCAUGUUCACUGAUGAUGAACAAUAUCCCUAUCUCUAUCAGAUGGCCCCAAAGGACACAUCUCUACCAUUGGCAAUUGUUUCCUUCAUACUUUUCUUCCACUGGAAGUGGGUUGGCCUUGUCAUCCCUGAUGAUGAUCAAGGCAAACAUUUUCUCUCAGAGCUGAAAAAAGAGAGUGAAAACAAGGAAAUUUGCUUUGCUUUUGUGAACAUGAUAUCAGUCUAUGAGAUUUCAUUCUAUCAAAAAACUGAAAUGAACUACAAACAAAUUGUGAUGUCAUCCACAAAUGUUAUUAUCAUUUAUGGGGAAACAUAUAAUAACGUUGAAUUGAGCUUCAGAAUGUGGGAAUCUACAUGUAAAUUACUGAUGAAUUAUUCAUCUAAUGCAUNAUUGCAAUGGCUAAUGGAACAGAAAUUUGACAUAACCUUUAGUCAUGGUAGUCAAAACAUAUACAAUGCUGUAUAUGCCAUGGCACAUGCACUCCAUGAGUUGAAUCUGCAACAGGUUGAUAAUCAGGCAAUAGACAAUGGGAAAGGAGCAAUUUCUCACUGCUUGAUGGUAAAUUCAUUUCUGAGAAAGAUCAACUUCACUGAUCCUAUUGGGGAUAAAGUGAUUAUGAAACAGAGAGUAAUAGUGCAGGAAGAUUAUGACAUUUUUCACUUUGGGAAUAUCUCACAACACCUUGGGAUUAAGGUGAAGUUAGGAAAGUUCAGCCCAUAUUUUCCACAUGGACAACAUUUUCACUUAUAUGGAGACAUGAUUGAACUAGCCACAGGAAGUAGAAAGAUACCAUCUUCUCUGUGUAGUACAGAUUGUAGUCCUGGAUUCAGAAGAUUAUGGAAGGAAGGAAUGGCAGCCUGCUGCUUUGUUUGCAGCCCUUGCCCUGAAAAUGAAAUUUCUAAUGAGACAAAUAUGCAUCAAUGUGUGAAUUGUCCUGAAUACCAGUAUGCCAACACCAAACAAAACAAAUGCAUUCAGAAAGGAGUCACCUUUCUAAGCUAUGAAGACCCCUUGGGGAUGGCUCUUGCCUCAAUGGCCUUCAUUUUCUCUGCAUUCACAGCUGUAGUACUGUGUGUCUUUGUGAAGCACCAUGAUACUCCUAUUGUAAAAGCGAAUAACAGAAUUCUCAGCUACCUGUUGCUCAUGUCACUCAUGUUAUGUUUUCUGUGCUCCUUUUUCUUCAUUGGCCAUCCUAACAGAGUCACCUGUGUCUUACAGCAAAUCACAUUUGGAGCUAUAUUCACUGUGGCUGUUUCCACAGUUUUGGCCAAAACAGUCACUGUGGUUCUGGCUUUCAAAAUCACAGACCCAGGAAGAAGGUUGAGACACUUCCUGGUCUCAGGGACACCCAACUAUAUUAUUCCCAUAUGUUCCCUAUUCCAAUCUAUUCUGUGUGCAAUCUGGCUAGCAGUUUCUCCUCCCUUUGUGGAUAUUGAUGAACACACUCAUCAUGGACACAUCAUCAUUGUGUGCAACAAAGGCUCAGUUACUGCAUUCUACUGUGUCCUGGGAUACUUGGCCUGCCUGGCACUUGGGUCUUCAUUCUUCUUG